AUGUCCGAGUCCAAGGCUGGAGAAUUCGUCGGCUCUCUUGACUGUGGAACCACCUCCGUUCGGUUCAUUGUCUUCGACAAACAUGCUAAUAUCGUCAGCGAGCAUCAGCUCGAGUUCCCUCAAUACUAUCCGCACCCUGGUUGGCACUCUCAUGACGCGGACGAGAUUCAGCAACAUGCCAACCUGUGUAUCGAGGAGACUAUGAAGAAAUUGGCUGCCGACGGAUGGGCUUCCGACAGUGUCAAGGUUAUCGGUAUCACCAACCAACGCGAAACCGCGGUCGCUUGGAGUCGAAAAACCGGCAAACCUCUCUGCAAGGCUAUCGUCUGGACCGACUCGCGUACAAAGAACGUUGUGGCGCACUUUGAGAAGAAGUUGGCAGAAACCGGGAUCGAAGUUUCGCCUGGCGAAUGGAAGAAAGGGCCUGAUGCCCUUCGCGAGAUUACUGGACUGCCGCUCUCCACUUACUUUUCAGCUAUCAAACUCCGCUGGAUGAUCGACAAUCACCCCGAGGUUGCUGCUGCUCAUGAGGCCGACGAACUGGCCUUCGGUACCGUCGAAUCCUGGGUUCUCUACAAUCUCCUUGGUGGCGCUUCGACAAACAUCCACCUUAGCGAUCUCACCAAUGCUUCCCGCACCCUCCUUCUCAACACCAAAACGUUGCAGUGGGAGAAGCCUCUUUUGGCUUUCUUCGGCUUCCGCGAGUCCAUCCUGCCUAAACUCGUCUCCACAUCCGAGGUAUAUGGCAAGAUUGAUGCUGGCGCUCUGAAAGGCGUCCCUGUUGCCGGGCUCGUGGGUGACCAACAGGGUGCUCUUGUUGGCAACAAAUGUCUAGCCCAAGGAGAAGCCAAAUGCACAUAUGGCACUGGCGCGUUCCUUCUAUUCUGCACCGGCGGAGAUAUUGUACAAAGCAAGCAUGGUCUCCUAAGUACGAUUGCAUACCAAGCUGGACCAAAAGCCAAGCCAGUUUACGCGCUCGAGGGCUCUAUUGCCGUUGCGGGCAGUGCGAUUAAAUGGCUGCGCGACGGAGUGUCAAUGAUCCGGUCCGCUGCUGAGGUGAACGACCUAGCGGCGAAAGAGCCCAACUCUGGUGGAUUGUACUUCGUCACAGCCUUUUCUGGUUUGCUCGCUCCCUACUGGGACCCUGGCGCAGCAGGAACCUUGAUUGGCAUCUCCCAAUACACGAACCCUUCCCAUAUUGCGCGCGCAACAUUGGAAGCCAAUGCAUACCAGACCCGUGCCAUCGUCGAAUGCAUGUCGCUCGAUGCUGGGACGGACCUCAAGCAUCUCAAGGUCGACGGCGGGAUGACAAAUGGCGACGUCGCGAUGCAGGUGCUCGCCGAUGUCGGGGGUUUCACGGUUGUUCGGCCUGAAAUGCGCGAAUCGACCGCGCUGGGCAGUGCGCUUCUUGCGGGUGCCGCAAUUGGCUUGUUUGGAUGGGACUUGACCAAGCCCGAGUCGCUGGCGGAGGUGAACACGAAAGGCAGUCGGGAUUUCACGCCGAACUUGAAUAUCGCUGAGAGGCAGAAGGGCUGGGAAGGCUGGAAGCGUGCAGUGGAGCGGUCUAAAGGAUGGGAGGAGGGCGUUGACACGUAA
This is a messenger RNA of Mycena indigotica, 1596 nucleotides long. RefSeq names its product Glycerol kinase. Gene Ontology annotation, cellular component: mitochondrion. Gene Ontology annotation, biological process: triglyceride metabolic process; glycerol-3-phosphate biosynthetic process; glycerol metabolic process. Bases 1 to 1596 code for a protein of 531 amino acids. Gene Ontology annotation, molecular function: glycerol kinase activity. The record is from RefSeq and is a predicted model, not a curated record. The transcript is spliced from 6 exons. Lineage: Eukaryota; Fungi; Basidiomycota; Agaricomycetes; Agaricales; Mycenaceae.